AUGUCGCCUACACCUGUUGCUCGCGCGCGGGGCUCCCCUGGCGGCGGCGCUCGCUGCUACUCGUCUCGGUGUCUGGCGCGUGAGCAGAGCCCUUGUGAUUCUCUGACAGGUCUCUUGUGCGUAGCUGCUGCCAUUCUCCUUCAACGGACGUGUACUGAGGAGUGUCUCAGUCAGUCCUUCCGCUUCUUCCUGGCGCGAACUCGGCCUCCGCCUCCGCCGGCCCGCAGGUCUCCGCCCGGCUGCGAGUCAUGGCGCGCCCGGGAGAGCGACGGCGGCCCUGCUGCUUCUGCUUGCGGUCGCGUCGCAGGGACUGACCUCGGAGGUGGGUCGGACGUCGUUGCGGGACGCUCCGUCGGUGGGGGGGGGGGAGGUGGAAAUGAGAGGAGUCAAAUUGAGAUAGCUAGCCUCUUGUAUAGGUACAAGAAUGAUGAAACUAUCAAACGCCUAUUAGAGCCAGCUCCACUUAUUUAUUGGAUAGCAUACGCGAGACCUGCCAGCACGUGGAGGAGGUACGCAGCUAAUAUGCACCCAGUACGGCUGUGUGGACUUUUGCUUGUUGCAAACUUGUUUAAAGCAAUUGAUAAUGACAUUGCACAUAGAAAUGAGUUCAGCACAUCAUUACGAAGGGCAGCUAAAAGUCAGAUCUUUGAACUUCGGAGAUAUAAGCGAGAUACUGAUUACUUUAUGAACACUAAGCUAGGAUUCAAGGAGCUGUCGCAUGUGACAACCUCCCGACUAAAUGUUUUCCAUCUCUUAACAUUCACUGGUUCUGGAGACAGGAAAGAUAGCGGGCUUACGGACAGCAUCACAGCCGGUCGCUUCCUCUUCUCGCAGCCACAAUCUGCCUCCAAGGGCAGGCAACCUCAGUCUGACAAAGAGACGCGGACUGAGGCAGACAGGGUUGAAGCUCCAAAUUCUAAAUGCGAUGGCGGGCGUCCGAGCAUUCCAGAUGGGAUUCCUCAGGGCCACGCAGCGGCCAUUUCCCCCGCCGGCGCCCCUCUCGUGGCCAAAGGCGAACGGAGGCCGGAUCUGCAGGUACGCAAAGCCUCGGACGAGCAUCCGCGGCCGCUGAAGACCUCUUUAUACGGGGCCGGAAGCCUUCAACGUCCGCGAGUCGGAAGAACAAGCGACGGAAAGCGAUCGGUAAGAGGAAACACGAAGACGGCGAGAGAGUCGAGAAUCGUGCGGAAGGCAGAUGGCGCUCGACAGAAGCUUCCUUCAGGUGAGAGUGAGUCAAGCAAGAAAAGAAAACAGAAGCGAAAGGAUAAGAGAGCAAGAACAAAGGAAAGGCAACAAAAGAGAAGGAAUAAGGGUAAUAAGAAGACACGCAAAAAUGGUACAUCGAAAAAGGCUUCCCCCCCAAAAAAGAAAGUCAAAAAAGGCAAUUCCCAAAGGUCUAACAGAAACAAAAACAAGAAAGCAAGAGAACCAAAAGAAGAAAAGCAAAAGAAGAACAAUAAAAAUUCACAUAAAAAGAAAAUAGUUAAGUCAAGCACAAAAAAGUUAGAAGGUGAAAUACGACAGAUAUCAGACGGAAGCUGUGACGUCAGCACCAAGGUCGGAAAGGGAGAGGUGGUCGCCGUCGAGUCUCGCGCCACCAGCGAGGCAGUCGAUUGCAAACACAAGAUUCGGGCAAGCAAAGGCGCCACGCUGAAGAUGACUUGCCCGAGAUUCAGCCUGAGUCCAAGCCGGUGCAAAGAGGAGAAGGUCGUCAUCAAGGAGAUCGGAAAAGGCAAUUUCAAAAAGAAAUACUGUAAGGGUAAAAUUCCUGGCGAAGAAGUGAGCGAUGCGGGCCUUGAGGCGGUGACCCUCCUGCACCGGAGGGCGAAGCUGAAGGGCAAGCAGUGCGCCGUUGGGUUCCUGUGCCUGUUCUCGACGUCUGAGAUUUCUAGCAAAGUGAGCGAAUGUCGAGGGAAAUACAAGCUUCAAGAAGGAGAGUCGAUGAUCGUGGCUCCGUCGACGUUCAGAGAUAAGGUUUCUUGCAGAUACACCUUCAAGAGCCCUAAGGGUACGACCCUCGCCCUCAGCUGCCCUUCCUUCAACCUCAGUGAACGAGGCUGCGGGCGCGAGCGGGUCAUCGUCAGAGAGAAAAAGGCUAAAUAUAAAAAGAAAUUUUGCAAAACGAGCAAUCCAGCGAAGGAGCGCAGCCAAACGACCUCCAACCAUUUCACGAUCACUCACAAGAGGAAGAAACUCAAGGAUAAAGAGUGUGAGAGAGGAUUCUGGUGUCAAGUGUCAGUUGUCAAAGGUAAGACAGAUAUUUACCUCCGCCAAGGUGGUUAUGUUUUUGGCAGUGUUAGUUAGUUAGCAAGUUUGUUCGUUGAUUAACAAGAUAACUCAAAAUGUUAUGAAUAGAUUUUUAUG
Molecule: messenger RNA, 2364 nt
Organism: Penaeus vannamei (Pacific white shrimp)
Lineage: Eukaryota; Metazoa; Arthropoda; Malacostraca; Decapoda; Penaeidae
Source: RefSeq, a predicted model, not a curated record